ACUUCCUGUGCAGCAGGAGGGAGAGAGCGGCUAAAACAGGUUUUUUUUUCUUGACCGGCCUGAAAGUGUUGAGGCUCCUGGCUGAGAGCGCGAGGCGUCAGCCGCUCGGUGGAUCAGCUCGCCGUCACAGCACCUGCUUACGUGAUAAAACAGUUGAAGCUUUCUCAGAUUAUUACUCUGAAGUCUCUGUACAAGCCGCUGUGACCUGCGGCGACCUUGUCCACUUCGCUCAUGUAAACAGCGUCCGUGUCACCCGCCAUUCCCCGGCAGUGCCAGCCCCCCCUUGCCCCCCCCAACCCCACGGGACAACAAGUGUUUCCCAAACAAACACCAUAACGAAGCCGUGUCCCUGCGCCCCGGACACGUUACGUAACGCCGCAGAGCCUCGUCCCCCCGCGGCUUUCUGCUGUUUUUUUUUCUUUCUAGGCACGAGUCGGUGACGGCUCUCACCGCGGGGGCCUCUAAGUGGGCUCGCAUUCCUCUUGUAAGCUUAUCUCGUUGACCCGCCUGCCCAACACUCUGCAGCCCCUAAAAAAAGACGAGGCCAUCACUCCCCUCCCCGUCAGGCUCCUCUGGCAGCUGGCGAGAUCAGACGGACAGGGAUUCUCGGUGACUCGCCGCCAUCGCCGCACAGCAUCCCUGCUUUGUCUCUCCUGGACGCUGCAGACAGAUAGACAGCAAGUAAACAGGCACCAGCAGAUUCAAGCGGGACGGCGUACACGAAAACGAGGAGGGGAAGAGGUCAGAUCAGUGCAUCAAGCAGCCAGAAGCCAGGAGAGAGCGAGGCGAGGACCAUGAGUACCUUUGGGUACCGGCGGGAGCUGGGGAGGUACGAGGACGUGGACGAGGACGAGCUCCUGGCCACGCUGUCGUCCGAGGAGCUGCAGGAGCUGGAGAGGGAGCUGGCCGACCUCGACCCCGACGACGACGUCCCCAUCGGCCUCCGGCAGAAGGACCAGACGGUCAAAACGCCCACGGGAAGCUUCGACCGGGACGCCCUGCUCAAGUACUGGGACGAGGAGAACAGGAAGCUGCUGGAGGAGGAGAAGGGCGACCGCGGACGUCCCGGCCAGGCCGGCGCCGAGGAGGGACGGCGAGAUAAGAGCAGCGUGGGAAGAGUGACAGCGAUUAACGGCGAAGCCAGCAAGCCUAAGGACAAUGAGAAGAAGAAGAUUUUCCACAAAGGGAAGACAGUCGACGGCAUAUCUGGCAAACAUGUCGGGUCAUCGAGGGAGGAGGAGAAAGAGAAGAAAGAGGAGUUUAAAAAGGAGGCUUUCCUCAGGACUGCAGGUCCUCAGAAAGCCUGCAAUGGGCUGCCGAAAGCCUCAGGGAGUGACUCCAGGAGGGGAGGCGUUUCAAGGACUGACAACAAAGAGCAGAACCCGAACGCAGCGUCGGACAGGCCGAGCGGAAACCCCGUGGUCGUCGACAAAGUGCUGGAGCAGAUCCUGCGCAACGAUCCCGCCAUGAGCGAGGUCAACCUCAACAACAUCGAGGACGUUUCCCAGGAGACGCUGCUCCGCUUCGCCGCGGCCCUGCACGCCAACACGCACGUCCGCGUCUUCAGCCUCGCCAACACGCACGCCGACGACCGCGUGGCCUUCGCCGUCUCCAAGAUGCUGCGGGAAAACCGCUCCGUCAGGAACCUGAACAUCGAGUCCAACUUCGUGUCGGGGCAGGGCAUCCUGGCCCUGCUGGCGGCGCUGCAGCACAACGCCACGCUGGUGGAGCUGCGCUUCCAGAACCAGAGGCACAUCUGCGGCGGCCGGGUGGAGAUGGAGAUGGUGCGGCUGCUGAGGGAGAACACCACGCUGCUCAAGCUCGGCUACCAGUUUGACCUGCCGGGCCCGCGCAUGACGGCCACCGGCAUCCUGACGCGCAACCAGGACCAGGAGCGCCAGAGGAGGCUGCAGCAGCAGAAGGAGCAGAGUCGCCAGGAGGCGCCGGUCGCACCGACGGGACAAAUCUCCGGACCUUCGCCAUCAAACAGGCAACCGAAGAAGCCGUCGCAAUCUUCGAAAACUGUUGCAAAUCAGAACAAAAUCACCGCCGCUCCUCCGCCUGCGCCUCCUCCUCCUCCUCCCUCACGUCUUCCUGCGGAGCCGCUCUCCGAGAAGAACACGCCGACGAGGAAGAUCGCAGAGAUGGUGAAGCAGCACGAGGGCUCCAACAGCACCAAGGCCCAGCCGGCCCAGAGGAAACAACCCAAGUCCAAGAGGGGGAAGAACGUCGCCAACGAGAAGGAGAGCGCCGACAUCCUGAAGGAGCUGAAGAACUCCCUGAAGCCGUCGCUGCAGAAGAGGAGGGACGAACCGUCGCGUCCGCCGGCGCCGCAGCGCUCGAGUCGAGACGACCUGAUGGCGGCGAUCCGUGGAAGCAGCAUCACGUCGUUAAAAAGGGUGGAGGCGUCCCACAGCUGAAGCUCUCGCUCUGACCCGGAGACGCCAGGAUCUGCUGCCCUGCUCACCUUGUGUUGAUUCUUACCAGGAGAUAUUUAAUAUUUCUAUCACUUUUUGGAUUUAACGUCACUUCUUUUUGAUGUGGAUCUGUAGCGCUUUAAUGUUUAAUGUGUUAUUGUUUGACUUACUGUCGUUGCAUUUUGGACACAACAUAUUUUUGUGAAGAGAAAUAAAUCUGUUGGUUCAUGAC
Molecule: messenger RNA, 2649 nt
Organism: Myripristis murdjan (pinecone soldierfish)
Lineage: Eukaryota; Metazoa; Chordata; Actinopteri; Holocentriformes; Holocentridae
Gene: lmod2a
Product: leiomodin 2 (cardiac) a
Exons: 3
Coding region: 795-2420 (541 amino acids)
Biological process (GO): myofibril assembly; muscle contraction; pointed-end actin filament capping
Cellular component (GO): striated muscle thin filament; cytoskeleton; myofibril
Molecular function (GO): tropomyosin binding; actin binding
Source: RefSeq, a predicted model, not a curated record